AUGGUAGAAACAUUGACAGAUGAUUCGUAUGCACUAGCAUCUCUUACUUUUAGCAGAUUACAGUUGGUGAUUCAAGAACAUUUAGGUAAAUGGGCAAGGGAAACAUUACUAUCGUUCAACGAAUGGCUUCCGUAUGCUCGAAUCAAAAGAGAGCAUGCAACAAUACCACCUGAUAUAAGAAUUCAACAAAUAACGCUAGCCGCAUUUAUAUCACUAUGUCUCUUAUCUGCUCGCCAACAACAAUACGAUCAAGCAUGGGCAUGUCUAUUUCACAGUGCGAAAUUUUUCCAUGCAUCGCUUCGCGCUUCUACUGAUCUGUCAGAAGUGAUUGGUGAGGUUCUUCUUCACGAAGUCGAGCAACCCGAUACCUCUUAUAACGUUAUAAACGAAAAUGAUGUGCUAUUUGAUAAUAACGAGCAAGGGGAUGGUUGGGGAUUUGACAGUAUUGUCUAUGGUGAAGUAGAUAAACUUAAUGAUCUGGAACUUGUGGCCAAAAUUCUGGAAAUUGCCACUAUUAACCAUCUUAUUUAUGCAUUGGAGAUAUUUCUGCAUAACUGUGAAUCAUCCACAUCUGAUGAUCUUGAGCCAUUUGUUACUACUGCGUAUCUCGAGCCAAUGCUUAAUAUGUCUAGCCGUAUGGAACGCGAAAUAUUACAAUCUUUGCCUCAGUUAACACAAGAUAAUAUCACGAUACUUUUCAAAGAACCGAAACACAAACAGUUUUGGAGAUCUUUGAUCUGCAUAAAUGAACCAAGCAUUUUGUUGCCAGGUUUUUCUACUACCUCUUCGCCAUCAACUGCUGCCUCGAUCUCUACGUCGUUGACUUAG
This is a messenger RNA of Ambispora leptoticha, 828 nucleotides long. The record is from the annotation of a GenBank genome assembly. Lineage: Eukaryota; Fungi; Glomeromycota; Glomeromycetes; Archaeosporales; Ambisporaceae.